Ziziphus jujuba (common jujube) is the source of this 1101-nucleotide messenger RNA. RefSeq lists its product as uncharacterized. The record is from RefSeq and is a predicted model, not a curated record. Bases 270 to 782 code for a protein of 170 amino acids. The transcript is spliced from 6 exons. NCBI's taxonomy places the organism in Eukaryota, Viridiplantae, Streptophyta, Magnoliopsida, Rosales, Rhamnaceae.
UCUACAAAAAUAGAGUUUUUUUUCUCCAUUUUUGACAGAGAAGAAGAAAAAGCUAAGGGCCAAUACCAUCCCAUCAGGGCCGGCCACCGCCGAGCUGCGUCUGAAGCUGGUGGGUGGUUGGGUGUUAGGGCUUUUUGUGUUCGAUUUCAAUCAAUUCGGAUUGGGGUUUCUAGCUAUCGGAUUGGAUUGGAUUAAUUAUAAUUUUCCCGGAAAAAUUACUGGACCUUUAGAUCCGUCGUAACGCUCGGAAUUUUCCGUGUACUGCAGGGAUGGGUGGUUGUCUAUCAUGCCAUAAUAAGCCCAAACCAAUUAUUUUAGUGGAUACACCGCCAAAAGGACUGUCAAAUCGUGCUCAGACAGUGAAGAAACCUAGCAUAUCAGAGGAUUUUUGGACCAGUAGCACAAUUGAUAUUGAAAACAGUGCAGUUAUGUCACAGGGAAGUAUCUCAUCGAUCAGCACAAGCAACCAGACAGUUGAUCCCAAUAAUGGUGCUGGCGCUAACACCCCUUCCGAAUUUGUAAAUCAUGGUCUUCUUCUCUGGAACCAAACUAGGCAGCGUUGGGUAGGGAAUAGAAGGUCUGAGAGCCGUGUGCAGCAGAUUCGAGAACCCAAAUUAAGCACUUAUUCACUCUGCAUGGUUAAAUCAUUCUGGCUUUGCAGUUGGAACGCAACAUAUGAAAGUUUACUAGGGAGCAACAAGCCUUUCCCGCAGCCUAUCCCUCUUGGUGAAAUGGUAGAUUUUCUUGUUGAUAUUUGGGAGCAAGACGGGAUGUAUGAUUGAAGAGUAGAGGCGGUUUGGUAGUUGUGAAACUGGUCCAGACUUUUGUUAGAAUUGUUGUUGGUUCGUUGGGGAAUGGUUGAUGGAAGUGACAAAGUGGCUUGUAUAUCAAUGUAGCAUAUAUAGCAUGCCCCUUCUAGAUAUCAACCGUCGAGGCCUUUUAGAUGUGCCCUUGUAUUGCAUUUUGAAACUCAAUUAUGGAACUAGCUCUCUCCGCCGUCCAUGGCGGCAGUUUUGCAAAAGUUCAUUCAUCUUAUUUUUGGGUCAUUGUCUAUUUGUUAUUGGCUUCUUAAUAUGGAAAGCUUCCAACGUUUUCUUUUAA